AUGCUUGAUGAAUAUAAUAAAGCUCUAGUCGAGCAUGUCAAGGCGCAGAUGCCUUCCUCUGCGCCUACCGCGCUGGCGACUAUGGCGCAAGAUGUGGUCCGCAGACCAAAUCCCAUACAAAUUGAAGUCGAUAAGUUCGACAGCAAAGGAGGUGACAGCUUUAUGCUUGCUUUUCAAUCAGUUGAGUCGGCUAUGUUUAUAGCCACUAUCGCUUAUGAACCGUACCGUGUGGGCUUUGCCACAGGCAAGUUAGGUGGUUUUGCCAAACAGUGGGCGCUCACAUGA
This is a messenger RNA of Peronospora belbahrii, 285 nucleotides long. NCBI's taxonomy places the organism in Eukaryota, Oomycota, Peronosporomycetes, Peronosporales, Peronosporaceae. The record is from the annotation of a GenBank genome assembly.